Molecule: messenger RNA, 2862 nt
Organism: Marmota monax (woodchuck)
Lineage: Eukaryota; Metazoa; Chordata; Mammalia; Rodentia; Sciuridae
Gene: Dmpk
Product: DM1 protein kinase
Exons: 15
Coding region: 184-2073 (629 amino acids)
Biological process (GO): peptidyl-threonine phosphorylation; actomyosin structure organization
Cellular component (GO): cytoskeleton; cytoplasm
Molecular function (GO): ATP binding; protein serine/threonine kinase activity
Source: RefSeq, a predicted model, not a curated record
CAAAGGGGUGGGGAGAAAAGUAGGAGGCCUCAGCUGCACAGAAGUGGCCAGAGGCCCAGGGGACAGUCAGGGCAGGCAGACAUGCGGCCAGGACUCCGGGGCCUGGACAGGGUCUGCCAGGCCCCGUGACAGGAGGACCCCGUGCCCCGGCCCGGGGAAGGGCCAUGGUGCUGUCUGCCCAACAUGUCAGCCGAGGUGCGGCUGAGGCGGCUCCAGCAGCUGGCGCUAGACCCCGGCUUCCUGGGGCUGGAGCCCCUGCUCGACCUUCUCCUGGGCGUCCACCAGGAGCUGGGUGCCUCCGAUUUGGCCCAGGACAAGUAUGUGGCCGACUUCUUGCAGUGGGCGGAGCCCAUUGCAGCGAGGCUUAAGGAGGUUCGACUGCAGAGGGAUGACUUUGAGAUUCUGAAGGUGAUUGGACGCGGGGCAUUCAGCGAGGUAGCAGUGGUGAAGAUGAAGCAGACGGGCCAGGUGUAUGCCAUGAAGAUUAUGAAUAAGUGGGACAUGCUGAAGAGAGGAGAGGUGUCGUGCUUCCGAGAAGAGAGGGAUGUGUUGGCAAAUGGGGACCGGCGCUGGAUCACGCAGCUGCACUUCGCCUUCCAGGAUGAGAACUACCUGUACCUGGUCAUGGAGUACUACGUGGGCGGGGACCUGCUAACGCUGCUGAGCAAGUUUGGGGAGCGGAUCCCGGCCGAGAUGGCGCGCUUCUACCUGGCCGAGAUUGUCAUGGCCAUAGACUCAGUGCACCAGCUGGGCUAUGUGCACAGGGACAUCAAGCCGGACAACAUCUUGCUGGACCGCUGCGGCCACAUUCGCCUGGCAGACUUUGGUUCCUGCCUCAAACUGCGGGCUGAUGGAACGGUGCGGUCCCUUGUGGCUGUGGGUACCCCGGACUACUUGUCUCCAGAGAUCCUGCAGGCUGUGGGCGGCGGCCCUGGGACAGGCAGCUAUGGGCCUGAGUGUGACUGGUGGGCGCUGGGUGUGUUCGCCUAUGAAAUGUUUUACGGGCAGACGCCCUUCUACGCCGACUCUACGGCUGAGACUUACGGCAAGAUUGUCCACUACAAGGAGCACUUGUCUCUGCCACUGGCAGACACUGGGGUCCCAGAAGAGGCUCGAGACCUCAUCCAAGGUCUGCUGUGUCCCGCGGAGAUAAGGCUAGGACGUGGUGGAGCAGACGAUUUCCGGAAGCAUCCUUUCUUCUUUGGCCUUGACUGGGAGGGACUUCGAGAUAGCCUGCCCCCCUUUAUUCCGGACUUCGAGGGUGCCACCGAUACUUGCAACUUUGACGUGGUGGAGGAUGGGCUCACUGCCAUGGUGAGCGGGGGCGGGGAAACACUGUCGGACAUUCCGGAAGGUAUGCCGCUGGGGGUCCACCUGCCUUUUGUGGGCUACUCCUACUCCUGUAUGGCCCUCAGGGACAGUGAGGUCCCAGACCCCACACCAAUGGAACUGGAGGCCCAGCAAUUGCCUGAGCCACGUGUGCAAGAGCCCAGCGUGGAGCCCAGGGUGCCCCCCCCAGAGGACAUGGCUGAAGUGGCAGAUCCAACUGCUGCCCCCGCGGCAGAGACAGAGUCGGAGGUGACCCUGCGGGAGCUCCAGGAAGCCCUGGAGGAGGAGGUGCUCAGCCGGCAGAACCUGAGCCUCGAGCUGGAGGCCAUCCGCACGGCCAACCAGAACUUCGCCAGUCAGCUACAGGAGGCCGAAGCCCGGAACCGAGACCUGGAGGUGCACAUCCAGCAGCUGCAGGAGCGGCUGGAGUUGCUGCAGACAGAGGGAGCCGCAGCUGUCACGGGGGUCCCCAGUCCCCGGGCCACGGAUCCACCUUCCCAUCUAGAUGGCCCCCCGGCCGUGGCUCUGGGCCAGUCCCCGCUGGUGGGGCCAGGCCCCAUGCACCGCCGCCACCUGCUGCUCCCUGCCAGGGUCCCUAGGCCUGGCCUAUCGGAGGCGUGUUCCUUGCUCGUGUUCGCCGCUGCUCUGGCUCGUGCCGCCUCCUUGGGCUGCAUUGGGUUGGUGGCCAGCGCAGGCCAUCUCGUCCCAAUCUGUCAUCGCCCGGGAGCCACCUUCGUCCCCUGAACCCUAGACCUCAGGCUCGGUUAAAGGGUUGGGUGACCCGGGCUCGGCCUAGAAGCUGCUCCCACCGCCUCCCAGUUCAUACCGCUCCGAGCGCGGGUCUUCGCCCAGCUCCAAUCCUGUGAUCCGGGCCCGCCCCCUGGCGGCCGGGAAGGGAGGAGCCGGAUCCUUGGCCGGCGAAUGGGGUUAGCGGGGGACUUGCAGCCAGGAAUGUAGUUGCUGCUGAGGCUGCUGCGGCUGCUGCUGGGGGGAGUUGCCGAUCACUGCUUUCUUCUGGGCUGGUUGAGGCCCCGACGUGGAUGGGCAGAUCGCGGUCCAGAGAAGGCAGCCGACCGGAGCUCAGCCAUCCUCGACCUGGAUGAGCAUAUCGCGGUCCGAAAAGGCAGCCGACCGGAGCUCAGCCAUCCGAUUUUCACCCUCCACGCACCUGCCAUCUGUUCGCAAACCACAAAUCCUCCCUGUGCAUGAACUCCUAUUCUCCCCGGAACGUUCUACCGCAGCGAACGUUCGGCGUCACCUCUGCCUGCUCCCUCGGGAACUUUUUGCUUUUGCCAGCCCCCCUCCCCCCUUACGUGCGCUGCUCUAGGAGCCACAGCUGGCUCCGCCCGUCUCGGUGGUUUGGAUAUUUAUUGCCUUUAUCCUCCGACUUGCUGACAGCCUCCAGGACCCCAUCACCCUAAUCCACGUUUUGGAUGCACUGAGACUCGACAUUCCUCGGUAUUUAUUGUCUGGCCCCACCUAGGACCCCCACCCCCGACCCUCGCAAAUAAAAGACCCUUUCGUCUGCCUGAA